AUGACUCAGUUUCUCUCCUUAUUCAGGGAAAAAGUGACGGAUGAGACAUGGUUUGAAAACAAUAAACUGAAUACGCUGACUGAGAAAAACACUCAGCUAUUUCGUAGAAUAUCAAGACUUGAAGAAUCUUUAAAUUCGCUGAGGAAUAUUAAACCAGUUGAAAGAACACAGUAUGAAUUGAGCAACAAAGUCAAUGAACGUAUCUUAAAAGACAAAUACUCUUCGUUUCUGCUCCAUGAUUCACCUGAUCAGAGGAUAUUUGGGGAUCAGAAAAAUCUAUAUUACAAUUUAGAAACAAUAAGUAUUGAUAAACGUUUAGAAGCUAUGGAAAAGAAAUUGCGUAAUCUCUUUGUUGAAUCAAAUACGUCAGCUUCAUCAGAUGUUUUGAAUAAAUAUGCAGUAAAAAUCGUUACAGAAACUUACCAUCCAAUUACAACAUUCAAUCAACACUGUGCAGAGUGUUGUAAAAGUACAAAACAAAUAUCUUCAAGAUGGAAUGAUUGUUUACACUUAGAUCUAAAUGAAUUGCGAUCUUGUAGUCAUUGUUUAAAUCACUCAGCUCGUAGUAAUUGUACAGUUCAAACGGUGGAUAUUCUCAACAAAUGUCAAUAUAUUGAUAAAUCAGUUCAAACAUUAUGUAAUGAAUCAACAACUAUUGUUACAUAUCCAAAAUACUUUAAUGAAAAAGCAACAAUUACAAAUGAAAAUCAAAUUAUUUCAAAAUUGCAAAUGAAUAAUCAAUUAACUUCAUUGAUUUUCCCCCCUAAUAAUCAUUCACAUAUUAAUCAAUCAAUAAUCGAUCGAAACGGUAUUUCAAAAGAUAAUGAUGAUGAUAAUGAAUCUGUAUCUAAAUGAAUAUCAAUUUUUUUUUAAUAAUUAGUUUACAUCUAGUGAACGCCUUGAUAUUAUUGUAACACCCGAUUUUGAGAAGGAUAGAUUGAAACAAACUGAUUAUUUAAAAGUUCAAUUAAAUAAUAAUCAACAUAUUGGUUUGGAUCAAAUAAGACAAACACAAAGUUUCGAAUCUGGAUUGAACAAUGAAGAAAAUUAUAUUGAUAUUGAUAAAAUUCCUGCCACUUCAAGAUCAUAUAAACAAAACAAAACUUUCGAACCUAACCUUUAUUAUGGAACUAUGGAACCGAGUAUUCACAAUUCUCGAAAACAAUCUACAUUAGAAUCGUCUUUCGAAACAAUAUAUGAUCAAACAAAAUUGUGCUAUAAACUUUAAUACGUAAAAGUUUAUUGGGAAUUUGUAAUUUUCACAGCCAAUCAAGUAUCGACGAUUAUUUGAACAGAAAUUAUCCAAGAAAAAUAAAAUAAAAGUUAUUCUUGAACAAUAGUUUUUUUUUAUACUUGACUCUAAAUAGUCUAUUUCUUGCAAGAAAAUGAUAAACUCAGUGCUAUGCUGAUGACUACGGGAAUUUUCAGUAUUUAGUGAUGUACUAUUGACAUAACUCCGCCUGUAGCUCUUCUGCCGGUCCCAAGCCUGGGUAAAGGAGUAGGAGUGGGAUGUUGUUAUCAACUCCAUCCCGUAGAAAACAAACUUGCUAAGAAAACGCUAACCAGAUUAAACAAAUUAAACCAUUUAAACUCUGCCCCCGGAUUUAAAGGGAGAAUUAUAACGCUUCAUAAUGAAAGCCGAGAUUCUUCGGACGUCACGCGACCGAUGUCCCUUCUAACAACCAGGUCAACAAUUUUUAUAGGUACAUGGAACGUCCGAACAACGUGAGAGACCGGGAGGACCAAUCAAAUAGCAACGGAAAUGUGGAAAUACAAAUUAUCGGUACUCGGAAUUACCGAAACCCAGUGAACCCAAGCUGGACAGAAAAGGUUAGGUACAGGAGAGAUGCUGCUGGAAUCCGGUCACGAAUAGAAAAAUGCUUCACAUACUCCGGAAGUUGUUCUAAUGCUGUGCAAAAAGCACGUAAUGCGCUUAUAGGAUUGGAAUCUCACGGAUCAAGGAUCAUCAAAGUAUCCUUCAAAACAAAGAGUCAGUCAGCUACAACGUAGGAC
Molecule: messenger RNA, 2013 nt
Organism: Schistosoma curassoni
Lineage: Eukaryota; Metazoa; Platyhelminthes; Trematoda; Strigeidida; Schistosomatidae
Source: the annotation of a GenBank genome assembly